AUGGUUAAAGAUUUAAAAUUAAAUAAUAAUAAUAAUAAAAAACCAUCACAAAAAACAAAUAAUAAUAAAAUCAUAGAAACCGAUAAUAAAAAAAAUAAUAAAAAUGAAACUGUAGAUAAACAUUGGAAAAACUCAAGAGAAUUUAAUGAUGAUGACGAAGAAGAGGAAGAAGAGCAACAACAAAAAACAAAUGUAAAUAAAAGAAACAAUAAAAAUGACAAUGAAUCAGAUGAUGAUGAUGACGAUGAAUAUGAAAAAGAAAAUGAAUCAGAUAAUGAUAAUGAUGAUAAAUCAUCAAAGAAAAGAAAAAUUUCAGAAUUUGAAAAUGAUAAACAACAAGAUGAAGAAUCAGAUAAAGAAGAUGAAGAAAAAGAAUUUGAAUUAUCUUCAAAAAUAACAACAAUUAAUGGUAAACCUGUAAAAGUUCCAAAAGGUGCUAGAAAAUAUUUAAAAGGUGAAAUCGUUGCACCAACUGGUAUUAAAAAUCCAUUUAUGAAAACUAGAAUAAAUAAAAUUGGAGAAUUAAAAUUAGAAUCAGCAAAAGCAGCACAAAAGAUGGAAAUGUUAUUACAACAUGAUGUUGGAUUUAUUGUAGCAGAGAAUGAUAGAGAGAAAACAUAUAAAUUAACACAAAAUAAGAUAGCAUCAAGUGUUGAUAUUCAAUCUAGUGGUAAAGUGUUUGAUUUAGCAUUGGAACCUAAUGGACCAUAUAAAAUUCAAUAUUCAAAGAAUGGUAGAUAUUUAUUAUUGGCAGGCGCCAAAGGUCAUUUUUCAAUGAUUGAUUGGCAAAGAGGAAAGAAAUUCACAGAGAGACAUUUAGCAUCACCAAUUAGGGAUGCGGUAUUCCUCCAAAAUGAAUCGAUGUUUGCAUUGGCACAAAAGAAAUAUACAUACAUUUACAAUCAAGAUGGUGUUGAAAUGCAUUGGUUAAAGGACCAUUACGAUCCAAAAUUCUUGGACUAUCUACCAUACCAUUUCCUAUUGGUAUCGGCAACCAAUAAAGGUAAGAUCAUCUAUGAGGAUAUUUCAGUGGGUCAAAAGGUGGUUGAAAGUUUUUAUAGCGGACCAUUGUCAGCAAUGUGUAAAAAUCCACAAAAUGCUGUAAUGAAUCUUGGUUUCACCACUGGUAUCGUUCAAAUGUGGAUACCAAAAUCAAGAAAUCCAAUCGUUAAACUUCAUUGCCAUAAAUCACCAAUCACAUCGAUGGCUGUAAGUUUAUCGGGCAACCAUUUGGUUACCUCUGGUUUGGAUGGUAUGAUUAAAAUAUUCGAUCUUCGUAAUACCUAUGAGGAGAUGCACGCUUUUCGUACUAAAUUCACCCCAAAUUCAAUCUCAUUAUCCCACACCAAUGUAUUGGCAGUCGCAGGUGAUAAAGAGACUUAUCUUUGGAAAAAUCCAUUCGACACAUCAGUUAAAGAACCUUAUUUAAUUCACAAGAAUGCUUCAAUGGCUCGUAAUGUUCAAUUUUGUCCAUUUGAAGAUGUUUUAGGUAUUGGUACUGAUAAUGGUUUCUCAAGUAUAUUGGUACCUGGUAGUGGUAUUGCAAAUUAUGAUUCCAUGGAAGCUGAUCCAUUCGCUUCAAAGAAAAUGAAGAGAGAACAAGAUAUCAAAUCCCUCCUCGAGAAAAUUCCACAUGAUAUGAUCUCUCUCGAUCCAAAUAUCAUUGGUACCAUUCAACAAGGUGUUAAAACUGAUGAAAAUAAACACAAAAGACAAGAUAAACAAAGACAAGAUAAAAAUCGUCAAUUCGAUCCAAAGAAACUUGAAGAAACUAAACAAAAGAAUAAAGAAAGAAAAGAAAAACUUGAAUCUGAAAUACUUAAUCCAUCAUCAAAUAAAUCUGCUUUAUCAAGAUUUGAAAGAAGAUAA
Molecule: messenger RNA, 1869 nt
Organism: Dictyostelium discoideum AX4
Lineage: Eukaryota; Evosea; Eumycetozoa; Dictyosteliales; Dictyosteliaceae
Gene: wdr46
Product: WD40 repeat-containing protein
Exons: 2
Coding region: 1-1869 (622 amino acids)
Cellular component (GO): nucleolus
Source: RefSeq, a predicted model, not a curated record